Molecule: messenger RNA, 3921 nt
Organism: Nipponia nippon (crested ibis)
Lineage: Eukaryota; Metazoa; Chordata; Aves; Pelecaniformes; Threskiornithidae
Source: RefSeq, a predicted model, not a curated record
AUGGAAAGCGCCUGGCUCUGCCUGCUCUGCCUGGCCGGCUCCAGCCUCGUCCUGCCCGGCACCGCGGAGCUGGCGCUGGGGCUCCAGCCGGCCGAGGGCCUGCCCGGGCAGAGCCGGGAGGAGACGGAGCUGCAGGAAGGACGCGGGAAGCGUGUCCUUCGGCUCAACGGAUCCGCUGGCCCCCGCGGCGUCCGGGAGCGGGACGGUCAGCGGACCCUCCACCACCGGGGAGAUGUGCUGGAGACCCUGGUGCUGCUCAACCCUUCCGACAAGUCCCUGUGCGACGAGCUGCGAAACCUCAUCACAGACGUGUCGCAGCACAAGCUGCUGGUGUUUGCGGGGCCCUGCGUGGAGGAGACGGGGGAGCUGAUGCUGCAGACGGGCUGCUUCUCUCUGCGGGACUUCAUCCAGAUCUUCACGGACAAGGAGGUAGGGGAGAUCCUGAGCUCCGCGGACCCCUCGGCCAAAGCCAGGCUGACCAUCAGCUGCCCCGACUUUGGGGAGUGGAGGGACUCGGGCUUGGACCAUCACAACCUCCAGGACUUCAUCGAGCUGCGCUACAACCCAGGCUGCAUCCUGCCGGAGAUGGAGGGGCUGGAGGAGUUCAUGGAGUACCUCUCGGAGUCGCUGGAGCCCCAGUCCCCCUUUGACCUCCUCGAGCCCCCCACCAUGGUUGGCUUCCUCAAGCUCUCCAAGCCCUGCUGCUAUAUCUUCCCGGGCGGGAGAGGGGACUCGGCUUUCUUUGCCGUCAACGGUUUCAACGUCCUGGUCAACGGAGGCUCCAACCCCAAGUCAUCCUUCUGGAAGCUGGUCCGGCACCUGGACCGCAUCGACUCCAUCCUGGUGACGCACGCCGGCACGGACAGCCUGCCCGGCGUCAACAGCCUGCUGCAGAGGAAGCUGGCCGAGCUGGAGGAGGAUCCGUCCCAGAGUUCGCAGGGCAACGGGGACUGGGCGAAGAACCUCAUCUCCCCGGAGCUGGGCGUCGUCUUCCUCAACGCCUCCGAGAAGCUGAAGGACAUCGAGGGUAACUCCCGGGUGCUGAAGAGCUGCGACGAGGCUGCCCUGACCCUGCACUACCUGGAGAAGCUGGGCAUCCGUCCCAACCCGCUGGCCCGGGACAGCGGACCCCGCGCGGAGCCCACGGUCCUCUUCCAGAAGAUGGGAGUGGGCCGGUUGGACAUGUACGUCCUGAACCCCGAGCAGGACUUGCCCCUGCAGUGCCUGACCUCCGUCUGCGCCCUGCUCGUCUGGCACCCCGUCAGCCCCUCCGAGAAGAUCAUCCGGGUCCUGUUCCCCGGCUGCACCCCCCAGGGCCGCAUCCUGGAGGGGCUGGAGAAGGUGAAGCACCUGGAGUUCCUCAAGCAACCCGUGGUCACCAAGAAUGAUCUGAAGGGACCGCCGGCAUCCCAACCUGAGAAGCCGCUCAAGCAGAGGAGGGCAGAGAGCAAGGAGAGCCUGAAGUCGGCUUCCAAGCUCAGCUUGGUGGAUGCUGCAGCACCGGUGCCGAAGGAGAAGGCUCCGAAGGUGGAGAGGAAGGAGGUGAAGGCAGGGACCAAGGAGAAGCCAAAAUCCCUGGGGGAGACGGCCAGAGUGGCGUCGGAAGAGGAGAAAGCCAAGGAUGCUCGAGCCAAGCUGGACUCUUCAAUGGAGAAGCUGAAGGCAGACGCAAAGCCGAAGCUGAGCAAGGAGAAAGCGGUGCCCAAGAAGGAGCCUGUCCCCCGGAAAGAGGAGAAGAAGCUGCCGAAGAAAGACGAGGGGGCCGAGGCGAAGGGGGAGGCCAAGAAGGAGGUGAAGGUGGUGAAGAAGGAGGCGAAGGCUGAGACGCUGCGGAAGGACACAAAGGAGAGCAAGGCAGAGGCCAAGGCUCCUGCCAAGACCCUGGCCCGGAAAACGCCGGUCCCAGAGACCCGCAAACCCCUGGCCAAGGCCGGCAGCAUCAAGAAACCCCCCCUCAAGAAGGAACCGGAGAAGCCCAAGGCCAAAGCCCCCCGGGAGGCCAGCGGCAGGAAGGAGCCGGGGACCCCAGACGGCUCCAAGUCCUCCUCCCCCGAGGACAUGCUGCCGGAGGCCGAGCGGGGCCGGGGGGCCGCCUCACCGGGGGCUGGCGGGAGGAGGAGGAAGGAGGAAUCGACGGACGAGGGCAUCACCACGGCCGAGAGCGAGCUGGAGCCCUCACCGCUGGAGAACGGGGGGGCCGGGGAGCCGGCAGGACCGGGAGACUCCUCCUGCCUGGAGAACGGCCUGGAGGACCCCGACAGCCCCCAGCGUUUCCGCUACCUGGAGAGCAGCCCCUUGAGAGCCGUCUGCCCCCCCUCGCCCCUGGCCAAGACCCCCAAGAGCGACCGCAGCGUCAACUUCGACCUGACGCCCACCGGGAUGCUCAACCACGGCCCGGAGGGCGGUGAGGACGCCUGUGGCAGCUCUGAGGAGAAGACCCUGGAGAUGAUGUCUCCGGCCAGCUCGGGGCCGGCCAGCGCCGGGCACACUCCCUUCCACCAGUCGCCGGUGGACGAUGGCACAGAGGAGCCGGGUGCCAGCACCAACAACCGGCAGCCCAACCCCUGGCCGCCGGCUGGGGGCAAAGCCUCGCAGGAUGGCUCCGGCUCCUCGCAGGAGAAGCAGGCGGGCUGCCUCUCCCUGCGCCCCUUCAAGGACGAUGUCCCCGACGUGUCCCCCACCGUCACCACCCCCUCGCUGCCGGCCGAGGUGGGCUCCCCGCACUCCACCGAGGUGGACGAGUCGCUCUCGGUCUCCUUCGAGCAGGUGCUGCCACCCCCGGAGGCCACCAAGGGCGGGUUGUCGCUGCCGCUGCGGCCGUGCCACCACCCGCCACGGGCUGACGGUGACACGGUGCCGCGGCCCGACCGCCGCUCCGACUCGCCCCAUGACGUGGACCUCUGCUUGGUGUCACCCUGCGAGUUCGAGCAUCCCAAAUCGGAGCGGUCGCCCUCGGCCGCCGCCAGCCCUCGGGAGCUGUCGGACAGUGACCCGUCGCAGGAGCUGGUGCAGCGCCGGGGCCGGCCCCGCCAGCCGGUGGGCGAGACGCCCCCCACCUCCGUCAGCGAGUCGCUGCCCACCCUCUCCGACUCCGACGUCCCCCCGGCCACCGAGGACUGCCCCUCCAUCCUGGCCGACGGGCUGGAGUCGGAUGAGGACUCGGAGCAGCCCACCCGCGGCAUGGCCAGGGCCCGUGACCCGCUGCCGGCCCCCAUGAAGGACCCCUGCCCCAUCCCCGCCCAGCCCGGCAUCUGCAUGGUGGACCCGGAGGCGCUGCCGGCCGAGCAGACCCGUGCCGGGAAGAAGGAGACCCCCGGCAAGGUGAAGAGGACCCCGUCCCGCGUGGGCUCGGCACCCGCCACCCCGAGGGCUGAGCCCCCCCGGCACCCCACCUCGGCCCCCAAGGCCAGGGGCCCCACCAGCUCAGCCCGCGACGCUGGGGACAAGGCCAGGCUGCCCCCCGGGGACAAGAAGGGCCCCUCUGGCGGGGACACCCGCGCCCCAGGGACCACCCGCAGCUCUGGAGCCCGGCUGCUGGCGGGAGCCGGCACACGGGCUGCAGCCCCCCCGGGCCCCCCAGUCUACGUGGACCUGGCGUACCUCCCCGGCUCCUGGAGCGCCCGGACGGUGGACGAGGAGUUUUUCCGGCGCGUCCGCUCCCUCUGCUAUGUGGUCAGCGGCGACGACCACCUGAAGGAGGGCGUCCUGCGGUCCCUCCUCGACGCCCUGCUCGCCGGCAAGCACCAGUGGGGCACUGACAUCCAGGUGACCUUGAUCCCCACCUUCGACUCACUGGUGAUGCACGAGUGGUAUCAGGAGACCCACGACCGGCAGCAGGAGCUGGGCAUCACGGUGCUGGGCAGCAACAGCACCGUGGCCAUGCAGGAUGAGACCUUCCCUGCCUGCAAGGUGGAGUUCUGA